Caenorhabditis briggsae is the source of this 1560-nucleotide messenger RNA. The record is from RefSeq and is a predicted model, not a curated record. The transcript has 7 exons. Lineage: Eukaryota; Metazoa; Nematoda; Chromadorea; Rhabditida; Rhabditidae. Bases 1 to 1560 code for a protein of 519 amino acids.
AUGUAUUUGGUGAUUACGGUAGAUGAGGAGCCUACGGUAGCCCCGCCCACUACUACGUUGAAACCGAAAAAAGGGGGAUGGAUAAAUCGGCGAAGACGAAAGCGACAGGGACCCUUAGGAGGACUCUAUUCGGGAAAAGAGGUUCUGGAAGAGGAGGAGGAAGAAGAUAACUAUGAUAAUUAUGAUACGGUCAAGUCGCUGCCAGCAUCGGGCCAUUAUGGAAAGUCUCGAGUGGGCAAUACGUCGCAUACGAAGCUCCAGGACUUGGCGGAUGAGAUUAGGCAAAGGGGCGGAGCCAAGAGUCAGGCGCCGCCCCGCCCACCGGUUAUCAUAUUUCGAGUGCCGCGGAAGCAUGCCAACUCGAUGUCAUCGUUGAGGAUAUCGCCUGGAGGCGGCAACAAUGGCGUCGUCAAAGCCCCCCUAUCGGAUCCGGUCUUUGAUUUUUACACGUGGCACACUUCUGAAGCCGACAAUCACGACGCUGUCUACUCGCUAUUUAUGAAAGCGCACAAAUGCUACGACCUCAUCCCCACCUCAUCGAAAUUGGUGGUUUUUGACACCCAUCUACCGGUACGAAAAGCCUUCUACGCGCUGGUCUAUAACGGUGUACGCGCCGCGCCCCUCUGGGAUACGGAUAAUCAACGAUUCACUGGAAUGCUCACAAUUACGGAUUUUAUCAAGAUUUUGUGCAAACACUACGACAAGGGAGACAACGCGGAGCACAUUCGCGCCCUCGAAGACCAACAAAUCAGUCAUUGGCGUGAGCAGUUCGAGCAAGACGGCACGCUCCGCCCAUUCGUCCACAUUGACCCCAACGAGUCGUUGCAUCGAGCUGUUGAGAUCCUGUGUGAAUCGAAAGUUCAUCGAUUGCCGGUGCUGGAUCGAAAGACGGGAAAUAUUACGUACAUAUUGACACACAAACGCAUCAUGAAGUUCCUCUCGCUUUAUAUGCGCGACUUGCCCCGCCCCUCGUUCAUGUCGUGUAGUCCUCGUGAACUAGGCAUCGGAGCGUGGGGAGAUAUCCUGUGUUGCCACGUGGACACACCCAUACACGACGCACUGGAGCUCUUCCUGAAGAAUCGAGUAUCCGCCCUCCCGCUGAUUGAUGAGCACGGCCGAGUGGUUGAUAUCUACGCGAAAUUCGAUGUUAUCAGUCUGGCAGCCGAGAAUUCGUAUGAUAAGCUGGAUUGUACGGUACAAGAAGCGCUGAAACAUCGAUCCGAAUGGUUCGAGGGUGUACACACGUGUCAGGCGACGGAUUCACUGUUUCAAGUGCUCGAAGCGAUUGUGAAGGCGGAGGUUCAUCGAUUGAUUGUCACUGAUCAGGAUAGAAAGGUUGUCGGUGUCGUCUCCCUCUCUGACAUUCUCAAAUAUCUCGUCCUGGACCCAUGCCAAAAACCGCCGGCUCCGCCCACUCGUAACGCUUCUGGAACGUCUCAAGGAGGCGUCUCGACCGAUAGCCCACCGAAUAGCAUUCCAGAAGGCGUGGAAAUCGAUGAAGAUGAGCAAGAAGACGUGCCAGGCGCGCCAGACGACGUUCCAGGACUAUCCAAGGCCUAA